This is a messenger RNA of Scophthalmus maximus (turbot), 3001 nucleotides long. RefSeq names its product mediator of RNA polymerase II transcription subunit 26. The record is from RefSeq and is a predicted model, not a curated record. Gene Ontology annotation, biological process: regulation of transcription by RNA polymerase II; positive regulation of gene expression. Gene Ontology annotation, cellular component: core mediator complex; nucleus; mediator complex. The coding region runs from base 206 to 1855 and encodes 549 amino acids. NCBI's taxonomy places the organism in Eukaryota, Metazoa, Chordata, Actinopteri, Pleuronectiformes, Scophthalmidae. Gene Ontology annotation, molecular function: transcription coregulator activity. The transcript has 3 exons.
GAACGAACGAGCGAGCGCUCCGGUGAGGAGGAGGAGGCUACCACCACCAGCCCAGGGGGGUAGCCGAUUCCCGGGAAGGAAUUUCUGCUGCCGUUCCACCAAUUCAAAGAAAUAAGGUGACGGUGGUGAAUGAAGACGAUAAAACAUGUCGCCCGCUCCCUCAGAAGAAGUCCCGUCGGGCCUGUGAGUGUCGCAGAUAAGCAACAUGGUGGUAGUUAUGGAGGUGAUCUCAUUUUUGGAGAAAUAUCCCAUCACCAAAGAAGCACUGGAGGAAACCCGUCUUGGCAAGCUCAUCAACGAUGUCCGGAAGCAAACCAAGAAUGAGGACCUUGCAAAAAGAGCCAAGAAGCUGCUGCGAACCUGGCAGAAGCUUAUUGAGCCCGGGAAGGGUGAGGUGUUGUCCAAAGAGCGAACAGGUGCAUCGUGGUCUUCCAGUGGUGGUGCUCAUCCCUGCAUCUCUGCCACAGCUGCCCCCACACCAUCAGGUAAAACAGGCCAAGAGUUGAAGAACAGAAAUGACUUCAACAACUGCUACUCCCCAAGGAUGGAAAAACCAGGAAACAGGAAACGUAAGGGUGAGCAGAAGGAGGGACAGCUCUUACCAGCCAAGAUAUCCAAAACGACUCUUGGUGAUAAAAUACAGAACCCCAAACAGCUGCCAACCAAUGGAAUUGGCAGCAGCUCUGAAAUUUUUACAGAUGCUCGUACACGUCAGCCUUUAGACAAAGAUAUUUCCGAGCCCUCAGACAAUGACAGGCUACAUAAAAUCCCUGUCAACGCUGUGAAACCUCAUCCAAGUGCCCUAGUAUACAGCAAACCUCUUAGCGCUUCUUCUUUGCUAAAAGCAUCAGUUCUGCAGCAGCAAGCCAGACAGGAGCAAUUUGCCUCUGGGGGGCAGCAUCGACCCAAAAGCCCCCGCUUUUCAUUGCACAGUCCUCAACCAAAGCAGGAAGCUGUUGUCAAACAAAUCACACAAGCACAGAGUGGGGCUAAUCUCUCUAGCCCCUCUGUGAGGACUGGGUCUGUGGACACCUUUGGGUUGGGGCCUUCUCCUCAGCCUUCAAAUGUUUGCGUUCAGGGUUUGCACACUGAUGGUUCGUUGUCUGCAGAUUUGGACUUUCAAGGCAGGCCUCCCAACACAUCUCUUCACAGCUCAACCCCCUCCUCCUUCAGUGACGGGGUCAGUUUUGAAGAUGAUGGUGCUUUUGGCAUUACAGGGAAAAGGAAAAGACAGAAAUACAGGCCUAAAGACUGUGCCGUGAAUUUAGAUGGACAGACUUUGGGAGACAGCACUAAACCAGUCAGGUUAAAAGACAGAAGACUGACAUUUGACCCCGUAACGGGGCAGAUCAAGCCCUCCUUCCAUAAGGAACCUUGCCAGGAGAAGGAGGCCAGUCUGGGGCACAUACCUGAACCUCAGUGGCCGGAACAGCCGAAGCAGAAUCCCCCAAUUGCUCCCAGUCCCUUCCAGCAGACUGACUGGAAAGAGCUGUCAAGGAGCGAUAUCAUCCAAUCGUACCUUAGCCAACAAAGCAAUGUUCUGACGUCGUCAGGCACCCACACUCCCGGUGCACACUUUUUCAUGUCAGAGUUCUUGAAAAAAGAGGAACACAGAAGCAACGACGCCAAGGAAACUCACAGGGUGGCACCAGAACAACCGGCCAAGGAUUUACCAGGAGUUAGCCGAGAGAUCAACGACGAAGACCUCUGCAGAUUGCACGCACAACACUGGUCCGGGGUUAACGGCUGCUAUGACACAAAGGGUAACUGGUAUGACUGGACGGAGUGCAUGUCCUUAGACCCGCAUGGGGAUGAAAACAGGUUGAACAUACUGCCAUACGUCUGUCUGGAUUGAAACCGAGGUCCGGUUUGUGACCUUACCAUACAGGGUUGCAGCUAUGGAUGUGUGAAGGCACUCCUGUAAGUGGAAGCUGCUGUUUUGCACUGUUGAUUAAUUUAAUUAAAUAUGCUGCCUGCUUGCGUGUGUGUGUUGGAGAACCGGAGAUGUAAUCAGAGUUUGUGAAAAUUGUUUGAGGACGGCACUAAGAAAAAAAGGCUGUGCAUCGUCAUCUGCCCAUAUGGUUUCUGGAGUUCUGUACAUAAUAAGUCAAAACCUGCCGUUCUCCGUGUGGGAGAGGAGAAACAGGAACAAAACAACAGAGCUACAUUUUUAUUUGUCUCAUGUCAAUCCACACGCCUCGUGCAAUGUGAUAAUUUUAUUUAUCACAUUUAGUUCAUUUAAAAGUUCUUUUUUAAGUAAAACGACUGUGACAUGGCGAGAUACAUAAUUGGAGGAGAUAUUUAACAAAUACACCCUAUAAUGAGGUUUUUGUUUGCACUUCCUCGUGUGUCUUGAACAAGGCUUUUCAGCUGUUCAAGACACAAACUCCUUUUCCCCAUUGUGUCUUUAUGAUGCAAUUUUUUUUAGCAGAAAGAAAAGCUGAAAAACCCCUCAGUUUUAAAACAUUUUCUUAUUUUGAAUGCUGUUCAAAAAGGUGAGAACAAAACAAACAGGAGAAAUGUGGCUGUCAUGCACAAUACUGAUUUUAAAUUUACAUUACAUUUUCAUUUCAAUUUGAUCAGUGAUGCAGCAAUGACAUUCCAGGCUUUCCUACUGCUAUGUUACACAGGUAAACUCUAAAAUGACUUUUGAAUUUUGAUAAUGCAAACUCAUUUUAUUUUAUACUUGGCUUUUCCCUUUACUGUAUAGGUUGUAAAAUAUGUAUUGAAAUGGCAGAGCAGCUCAUGCUACAAGCUUGCGUCUUUGUACUGUCAGGAAGAACUGAAGAUAAAUUGAUAUGCUGGAUAAAGUACUUAAGAUCAUUCCUUUGUAGAUAUUGUUUGCCUUAUGGAAAUCUUGUUUUCCCUAAAGACAGAGCCUUAGUGAAUGUACAGAAAUUAGCCUUUUGUGUUCAGUCGAAUGCAGAAGAGAACAUAUUUGCUACUUAGUCCUAUAAGUGGACAUGUGGAUAUGUGUUAAUAAAAAAAUAAUGAACUGUGA